Messenger RNA from Salvelinus fontinalis (brook trout), 1372 nucleotides. RefSeq names its product coatomer subunit zeta-1-like. Gene Ontology annotation, biological process: retrograde vesicle-mediated transport, Golgi to endoplasmic reticulum; intracellular protein transport; intra-Golgi vesicle-mediated transport. Gene Ontology annotation, cellular component: COPI vesicle coat. The coding region runs from base 96 to 782 and encodes 228 amino acids. The record is from RefSeq and is a predicted model, not a curated record. NCBI's taxonomy places the organism in Eukaryota, Metazoa, Chordata, Actinopteri, Salmoniformes, Salmonidae. The transcript is spliced from 10 exons.
UGGCCGACUGAGGGGCUUGGUUUCGCGGAGCCUCCUCUAGGCCAGCAGGGGAUCCGCCCACCCAUGAGUCAGAGGAUUUUGCGAGGUCUACUAGAAUGACAGCUCAAACCUGUCCACGUCAACACCAGAGAACCACUAUGGAGAUCGCGUCUUUGGAACCCUCGCUGUACACAGUGAAAGCGGUCUUCAUUCUGGAUAACGAUGGCGACAGACUUCUAUCAAAGUACUACGACACAGAGCUCUACCCCUCCAUGAAGGAGCAGAAGAACUUUGAAAAGAACGUUUUCAACAAGACACACAAAGCUGACACAGAUGAAAUUGCCUUCGUGGAGGGGAUGACGAUUGUGUAUAAGUGCAGCAUCGACCUAUUCUUCUACGUGGUGGGCAGUGCACAGGAGAAUGAGCUCAUGCUCAUGGCUGUGCUGAACUGUCUGUUUGAGUCCCUCAGUCAAAUCCUAAGGAAAAAUGUGGAGAGAAGGUGUCUAUUGGACAACAUGGACGGAGUCUUCUUGGUAGUGGACGAAAUUAUUGACGGGGGGGAUGGAGUUGGGAGUUACUGGUACACUAUCUUGUGUUCUCUUAAUGACCGCCCUUACCGUCGUGUUACCAGGGUGAUCUUGGAAAGCGACCCCCAACAGGUCAUCCAGAAGGUCAAUUACAGGGCGGAUGAGAACCCACUGUCAGAGCAGAGCGUGGCUCAGCACAUUACGGACAAAUUGGCUAUGACCUCCAAUAUAAUGCAGUCUGCCAAAGAACAAAUAAAGUGGUCAAUACUCAAAUGAUCUACACUGCCUGUCCAAAGGUCAAAGGUCUUACAGUAAUGGACAGUACGAAUUUAUGUGUAAAUAUUAAGGGGUGUAUUUAGCGUUUAUGCUUAAAUAGACUAUAUUUAUAGUAAUUAGUGGCAAAUACAGCGUUUUUCCUAUGACGGCAAGAAGACAUUUUAUAUUUAUUAUAUUGGAAAUAAUCUGUUUAAUUUAUUUGAUUUGCAAUAAAAAAAUCUGAAGAAUUAUGCUAGAUUAUAGCAUAUGAUUUUGUUAAUUUCCCUUAACCCACACAAAAUGCUCUGUAAAGAAUGUUUUAACCGAACCAAGAGAACUGAAUGUUGUUUUAAUGUGCGCAGGCCUACACAACUAGGGGAACUGUUGCUUAGGCUUCAAUGAUUAUGAAGUUAAGUUACAGAGAACUUUAAACAUGACGUUUUGAUAUACUACAUCUCAAAGCGUUGUAAGUUUAACAGAAAAAAAGGCAAUAGCCUGUGUAUUGUUACCGUAGUUCAGUUUCUAGUUGUUAGUUUUGUUGAUUUAUUUUGCCAUCUGUUUUCUCAUUCGAGUCUGCCUGUUGUCAAGCUAAUUAAACUAUAUUUUUUGUA